Seminavis robusta is the source of this 1154-nucleotide messenger RNA. NCBI's taxonomy places the organism in Eukaryota, Bacillariophyta, Bacillariophyceae, Naviculales, Naviculaceae. The record is from the annotation of a GenBank genome assembly.
CGAUUUCCUCGCCACGUCACCCUGACCUGAAGCCCACGAGGUGCGCGACUGGACUGUGACUGCUAAUAACUGUGACUCAUGCUGACUUCGAAUUCCCACGUUCGCUCUUCAAUUUCAGAAAUCGUGGAACGUUCGAGCGAAAGAUCGAAGCGACAGGACGGCUCGCUGUCCAUCGUUGCCAUCAUGAGGUGUCUAUUGUCUUGACUGUUGUCAUUUUCGCCGAGAGUCGAAAUCAAAAAAUCCAUACAGACAGACGAUUGACUAGUAUGCCACUUCCCGAAGACAAUCUCGCCGAGCUGUCCUUUCGCGACCUACAGAGGGAGUGUCGAGAUGCUGGUCUGGAUCGAUCGGGAACGGCGGCCAUGUUGCGCAAACGGUUGCAGGAAUCGCUCAAUAAGCAACAGCGUUCCAACAAACGAACCAAAAAGAGUCCUGCCGAUGAUCUGCUAUGUCCCAUUACUCUAGAGUUGCCAUGGGAUCCAGUAACGGCGGAAGAUGGUCGGGUGUAUGAACGUUCGGCCAUCCAAAGCCACAUCAACCAUAAUCGCGGCUGUGCACUCCUCCGGUCCCCCAUGACAAAUGAGAAGAUGGGAACGCGUCUCUUGCCCGCACCGCAACAUAGGAGUUUGAUUGAAACAUUGAUUGAAACUGGAGCCAUUGAAGGAGACUUGGUCAUCAAAUGGGAACAAGCCGCCAAGGAUAAAAAGGCGGCCGAGGAGCUGCUACGAAAAGCCAAUGACGGUGAUCCGCAGGCCAUGGAACAAGCUGCCAUCAACUACGAGCUGGGCGAAGCAAGUUUCCCCUUGGACUGGAAACAGGCUUUUCGGUGGUACAAGGAAGCACACUUGCUGGGGCACGUUCCCGCCAGAGCCAAUCUAGGAGCUUGUCUGUGUGACGGGGUGGGUGUCAACAAGAAUGCCAAGCUAGGUCUCGUGUACUUGUCCAUGGCUGCCACGGAAGGCUCGGACUAUGCCGCCUAUAUCAUGGGCAUGUGCUUUUCCAAUGGAAAGUAUGGCUUGUCCAAGGAUCGGCAAGAGUCAAUCUUUUGGCUGAACAAAUGCUUGAGCCCCUGCGACCACGAGCACAUGACGGAUGCAAUGAAAACGGAGGCACAAGUGAAACUUGCUGCUAUCUUGAAGAAAAAAUCCUCUUGA